Molecule: messenger RNA, 897 nt
Organism: Rotaria sp. Silwood2
Lineage: Eukaryota; Metazoa; Rotifera; Eurotatoria; Philodinida; Philodinidae
Source: the annotation of a GenBank genome assembly
AUGCGACGAAUUUCUGAAGCUCAAAUGAAACAUUUUAUACCUUCGUUCGAACAAAAUUCAUCAAAAAUAAAUCCACAAAAUCCGAUCAAAAAUCGAGAAGAAAUUCCAAGUGAAACUAGUAAAUCAUCAUCAAGCAAUCAACCAGUAGUAUCCAGUAUGUCAGCAGCAACUAAUUCUGCAUUGACGACAUCAAUAAAUAAUAAUCUCGAUAAUAAUGAAACUCAUCUAUUAAUUUGUGGUGGUCCAAAAGUGGGCAAAUCAACUUUAAUCAAUGCUCUUUGUGGUUGUUCCGUAGUCAAAGUGAAUCAUACGAUUGGACUUGAUGAAUGUACACGAACAAUAAAUUGUUAUAAAUUGAAUAAAAUUCACUUUUGGGAUACACCUGGAAUACAAGAUUGGUCUAAUUUAGAUAUAAAUUCAUAUUUAAAUGCAGCAUCAUUACAUGAAACACCAUUGUGUAUGUUCUAUUGUGCUUCACCGGGAUCAUUUGUUAAACUUAAACAACUUGAUAUAUUACUUCAAGAAUGUAUUCAUCAUCGUCACAUUUAUUGUGUUCUAAUUGUAACAAACAUGUAUUCAAAUGUGAAUCGGAAUUAUAUACUUGAUGAAUUCAAACAAAUUUUAGAGAAAUAUGUCGAUCGAAAAGAAGAUAUUCGAGAAGAAAAUGGUAUUUGGUAUUAUGGACAAGUCGGCUUAUGUACAAUGGUCAAUAGUCAAGAAUUUACAAAUGAAAUAACUGGUAAACAACAAUUACAGAAAGGUAUCAAUGAAUUAAUUUUGACUUUAAUGAAAGUCUUUAGUGGACAAAAACAAUUACGUAAUUGGUUACGUACUGUUGAAAAUAAUCGACAAUUUUGGAUAGAAAAACAGAAAGAACUUUGUCAAAUGAUACAAUAA